AUGACGGACAACACCUCGAAGUAUCCUUCGAAUAUCCAAAAGCUAUUUACCCCGAAGCUUCCCCUCUCAUAUAAGAGACCCUUAGAUUUUCCUGUGGAGGAGCGUAGGACCCACUACAUAACGCCAAUAUCCUCAUUCAAGGCACAGUUAGGUGAGUAUGUCAAGGAAGAUCUCACUCUCGCAGCUUCUGGGGCGUCGGCUCAGCGCCCACCAACCACCCAACAAUUGAACACACAAAGAAGGAAGGAAAACCAACAGGCCCAUAAAGAAUCCUUGAAAAGACAGCAAAGGGAUUGGGACGAUGCUGAAUUACUAGCACAGAACGAAAAGGAAUUCCUGAUGAAGGAUCCCUACAGGACGAUAUUCGUAUCCAGGUUGCCCUAUGCGGUGACUGAGUUGGAAAUAUCCAAGAGUUUCAGUAAAUAUGGAAUCAUUGAAUCAAUUAGGAUCACCAGAGAUAAAAUAACGGGGAAAUCAAGAGGUUAUGGGUUUAUUGUAUAUGAAAGAGAAUCCGACGCCAAAAACUGUAUUCGAGAAUUGGCUCCUGUGGGGUUGAGGAUGGAAGCAGAGGGUGGAAAGGAAACUAAUAGCAAAAGCAGAAUUGUUUUAGUUGAUAUAGAGAGAGGAAGAUUGCUGAGGAGCUGGAAACCAAGAAGAUUAGGAGGGGGCCUCGGUGGUAGGCAUUAUACGAAACCCAACGCUUUACUGUCAAGUAAUGCAUCAGCUGCUGCCAGUGGGAGAAGGUUACACUUGUCGAGCAACCCCUACUCUGGAGGAGGCAAUGCUGGUGGUAGCUCAAGACCGUAUCAGAGUAGGACCAAUAACAGAGAUGGAUAUGGAACUCAGAGCGGAGCUGGUGGUUACGAUUCCUACGGAUCAGGCUACCCUGCUGCCCCAGUCUCCACUCUCUCUCAUCCUCCUGUCCCAAAUCCAGCAGCAGCAACAGCAGCUGCUGCUGCUCAAGUCCCAGCUGCUGCUCCAUACUCAUACACCUCACGCUCUUCUGAGUCCAGAUCGGCUGAAAGCGUACGAGACAAAUAUGUAAGUAGAUCAGAUAGAUCCAUAAGGAACAUACGUAAUGGAUAG
Molecule: messenger RNA, 1086 nt
Organism: Dujonia railenensis
Lineage: Eukaryota; Fungi; Ascomycota; Pichiomycetes; Serinales; Debaryomycetaceae
Source: the annotation of a GenBank genome assembly